CUUAAACGACUGUCGUAAAGUGGCUCCCUUGCCUUCGAUCCCAACCUGCAUCCCGGGGAGCUUAUCGUGCAGUAUUAUGUUAGGUAGCUUCGAACAAUCACGCCUUUUAGACAGCCCUCUGAGACUUGACUGUACUUUCCUACCUUGCCUUGGGCUUGCAGAUUUCGUCUGGUAAUGAACGACCUGUCAACCCCGGGCCUUGUUGCUCAAACUGAGACGGGAGAACUAAAGAGCCCUGUCGGUCGUAUAUCAACCUCCGCGUAUUCAGACCUGUUCCCCCGCAGCAACGCCUCCCUGUUAGUACAAAGGCUUACCCCACACGCCAAUUUGAAAUGAACUCGAUGCCCUGUUGGACCCCUGGCCUCUCCCCAACUCUCACCAAGAGUACUAAUGUACUAGUAAUCUAAGCCCCCCCCCCCGCAAAUCUAACUGGUGUCCCGUUUGGGUCUGCCAGCUAGCCAGCUUGUGAUACCAACGCCCUAGUCUGCGUAGGUAUUUAGUUGCUGGUCGCCAAAGCUUUAAAGGUUUGGUGUUAUACGGCGUUCCAAACAAAGGACAAACAAACCCGACCGUCUUCUCCUGUCUCUGGCCUUCUUGCUUUCCGUCUCCACCCCUCCCCCCCUCCUUCGAGUUGUAACUUGGAAAGGAAAGAGAAAAGAAAAGGGAAGAAAGCUUAACGAUGCCGUCUUCCGAUAAUAGCGAUUUGCCCAAUAAGGCGACGGUGGAGGAGCUCGAGAAGGGCGGCGCGAUACAUGUCAGUUCCGCGGAGAGGAACCUGACGCGCAAAGUCCUAUGGAAGCUAGACACAAGGAUUUUACCCAUCCUCGCUGUUCUGUUCCUUUGCUCGUUCCUGGACAGGACUAACGUGGGGAAUGCGAAGCUGUACAACCUUGAGAAGGACUUGGACAUAACGGACCACCAAUACGACCAAGGUCUUGCAGUCUUCUACGCGACUUAUAUCCUGAGCGAGAUUCCAAGCAAUCUCAUUCUCAAGAAGCUGACGCCCCAAAUCUGGUUGCCAUGCCUGACCUUCUUGUGGGGGGUGUCCGCCAUGUGUCUCGGAUUCGUUCAGAACUUCUCUGGUUUCGUGGGCGUUCGCGCGCUACUCGGGUUGACUGAAGGCGGUUUACUGCCAGGAAUUGUUCUAUACUUGUCCACUGUCUAUACGCGAGGUGAACUCGCCUUGCGCAUUGGUAUUUUCUAUACGGCUGCGUCUUUAUCCGGCGCCUUUGGAGGAUUACUGGCUCGUGGAAUAGCUGAGAUAGGAACUCGAGGUGGCCUUAACAAGUGGAGAUGGAUUUUCGUGAUCGAAGGUCUAUUUACUGCUAUUGUCGGAAUCACCGCGUAUUUCAUCCUUCCUAACGGUGUCGGUACGGCGAGAUUCCUCAAUGAGGAGGAGCGCGAAUUCGCUGUCAAUCGCCUCAACGCUGCUAGCCAAGGUGAUGGUAGCAACCGUGAAAGGGAGGCCACCGAGAAGUUCUCCUGGUCCGAAGUACGCCGCGGCGUCUUUAGCUUGCAGACCUGGUUCACUGCUUCGGCAUACUUUGGUAUUCUCAGUGGACUUUAUAGCUUCGGACUUUUCCUGCCGACAAUCAUUACGGGGUUGGGAUAUACGGCGGACGAAGCCCAGCUAUGGUCCGUUAUUCCAUACGCAGUGGCCUCCGUGAUUACAGUCGUAACCGCAUUUAUCUCCGAUCGCUUCCGUGUUAGAGGAAUUGUCAUGCUUUUCUCGUUGCCGCUGGCGAUCAUAGGAUAUGCCGUGAUCGCGAACGUCGACAACGUCAAGGUCAAAUACGGCAUGACAUUUCUCAUGGCUACCGGUUUAUACAGCAGCGUGCCACCUGUUCUCGGUUGGCUCUCCAACAACUCUGCUGGUCACUAUAAGCGAGCGACGACUAGCGCCUUGCAGCUAGCCAUUGCGAACUGUGGUGGAUUUGUCGCCGUAUUUAUCUAUCCGAAAGCCCAAGGACCGGCAUACCACGAAGGCCACACCAUCAUUCUGGGAGUCUUGUGCGCUGGAUGGUUUUUGAUUCUUUGCAACGUGCUAUACUGCUGGAAGAUCAACGGGGACAAGGCCAACGGUAAAUACGACAAAUACCGCGGGUUCGGUGACGACCGUGACCCUACAUUUAAGCUAGUGCUAUAGAGAAUCAGCAAUUACCAAGUUGGCUAAGGGUGAAAGUACGGUGUUGGUGUAUAUGAUUUUUCAUGAGAAGCGGGUAGCAGGAUCGUUACGACGGGUAUUUGCUUUACAAAGCGGAAUCAAAUCAACUCGGUUUAGGUUGAAUGUGAAAAGUACCUAUAAAGGGAACACGGUCUUUUUUCGGGAGCCUUUUCAUGAUAUUUCAUUGAAUACCUGAGAGUCUCUCUGAAGUAUAUUUAUACCACAUUUUUUGACGGGCUCACGUAAACAUAUCAAUAUGAAACGAGGACGGCGUGUUUCCUUGGGAGUCUCGAGAAGUACUUGAAUAAUGAAAAUUAAGAUAUCAUUGAAUAUAUGACUUUUGACUAGUUGUCAAACUCUACG
Molecule: messenger RNA, 2527 nt
Organism: Daldinia caldariorum
Lineage: Eukaryota; Fungi; Ascomycota; Sordariomycetes; Xylariales; Hypoxylaceae
Product: MFS general substrate transporter
Exons: 12
Coding region: 680-2146 (488 amino acids)
Biological process (GO): transmembrane transport
Cellular component (GO): membrane
Molecular function (GO): transmembrane transporter activity
Source: RefSeq, a predicted model, not a curated record